Messenger RNA from Gambusia affinis (western mosquitofish), 1433 nucleotides. RefSeq names its product phosphoinositide-interacting protein-like. Gene Ontology annotation, biological process: phosphatidylinositol-mediated signaling; positive regulation of cation channel activity. The record is from RefSeq and is a predicted model, not a curated record. The transcript has a single exon. Lineage: Eukaryota; Metazoa; Chordata; Actinopteri; Cyprinodontiformes; Poeciliidae. Gene Ontology annotation, molecular function: phosphatidylinositol bisphosphate binding; transmembrane transporter binding. Bases 900 to 1307 code for a protein of 135 amino acids.
AAAACAUCCAGAUCUGCUGGAAAAUCCUCUCAAAUUUCAACAAGAAUGUGUUCUGAUCUGCUGAAACCAAACAGCAAAAUCUGGGACACAAUUUCAAGACAACACAGAGCAUCACCAAAAAGACACCUUUAAACAGGGAGGCACGGUAGUGGCAGCAUCAUUCUGGGAUCAUUUAUAUUUAGCUGGAUCUGGGUUUUUGAUAAGAAAGAUGAAGUUCUGAAUAGUUCUGAUUACCAUUCAGCUGCGACCCAAAACCUUCAGGUGUCUAAAGAUGAAGAGGGAUUUUAUUUUUCAGUAUCAAAGUGAGUCGACAGUUUUAGUUCAUGAAUGAGAAACUAAAGAAGAAAAACACUGCUGAUGAAAACGUUCGAGAGAUUUAGUCUUUCAGAUAAAGGCUGGUUAGAUAAAUAAUGUUUAUGCAAUGAGAACGUCCAUCAAGUCCAAACUGGUAAUGCAUAAAGCAUAUUUCAAAAUGUACUCAAAUGAUUGGAAAUGAAAGAAACAACAAUUAAAUUAAAAAGUAAUUAUUUAAGAGAAUUCAAAUCCUUUGGUUAAAUGUAUGGAUGGACUGAGUGGAGAUUAGAGAUGUCAAAUAUAAAGUUGGGUUUAUGUGUUACUGUCAGUGAGAAAGAAGAUAUUAUGUCUGUUGAUGUUUUAUUUUUAUUCAAAUCAAAUGUUCAAAACUUAUAUAAAAAUGAAUAUGUUCAAACAUAUUUACUCCACCAAAGUGACAGAAAUCAGCAAUAAAUGAUCAAAAUAAAUGAAUAAAUAUAUAAUCACCAAUGAAUGUAGGGAGAUUCAGUUUAAUCUAUGAUCCUUUUAAUAAUCUCCUUGGUGCAGGAAGAGCCAGAUUUCUCCUCACGGAUUGAUGUUUCUCCUCCCAGGACCCCCUGCAGGUCAUGCCGGGCAGCCCAGAGAACAUCCCCCUGGGGGAGUGCGUCCACUCCCAGUCCCAGGACCGGCUGACGCCGCCCAGCCACGCAGCCAGCACCGUCUUCUCUCUGUCCCGCAGCGAGUCUCUCUGGACCACGGAGCCGCCGCCCAAAACGUGCGACGUGUUCUGGUUCCCCAUUCACUUCAUGUCCACCGGGGGCAGCUUCCUGGCCUGCGGCAUCAUCAUCAGCGGCCUGUGCUUCUCCGGUCAGUGCCGGCCGGCCGCCGCCCUGCUGGGGCCGGCCCUGCUGUCCAUAGGGCUGAUGGUGCUGGUGGUGGGGGUGGUGCUCAUCCCCAUCACCAAGGAGAACAAGAAGCGCUCCCACAUGCGGAGGCCCCUCGGCUCCUACAAGCCCCCGGUCCUCAACCUGUGACGUCAUCGGGGGUUUUCCAGUGACACUCGAGCAUGAGAUGAAAUCCGGGAAAUAUUUAUGAUGCGGCUCAGCAUGGAGGCAUUUCUGUUCCCCGCCCGGGUCAGCGGACCGGCCCGGUGUAGAGCU